Molecule: messenger RNA, 525 nt
Organism: Staurois parvus
Lineage: Eukaryota; Metazoa; Chordata; Amphibia; Anura; Ranidae
Source: the annotation of a GenBank genome assembly
AUGGGCUUCGAGUGGCCGUGGCAGUACAACUUCCCCCCCUUCUACACGUUGCAGCCUAAUGUUGACACCAGACAGAAGCAGCUGUCAGCAUGGAGUUCCUUGGUUCUGUCUUACUGCCGGCACAAUAAGCUUUACAUAACGAAUGUGAUGGAAAUACAAGAAAGUCCCUUGUUUAACAACAAGAAAAUCCAGCGAAAGUUACCUCUGGAGUCUGUUCAGGUGGUUUUAGAAGAGCUUAGGAAAAAAGGUAAUCUGGAAUGGUUGGAUAAAAAUAAAAGCCGAUUCUUGAUCAUGUGGAGGAGACCGGAUGAGUGGGGAAAGGUCAUUUACAGCUGGGUUUCAAAAAAUGGAAUGACCAAUUCUGUGUUUACACUCUACGAGCUGAUAAAUGGCGAUGACACAGAAGGGGAAGAAUUCCAUGGUCUGGAUGAAUCCAUGCUCCUGAAAUCCCUGGAAGCCCUUCAGCUGGAACACAAAGCAGAGAUCUUCACAUUAAAUGAUAGCAAGGGUGUGAAGUUCUUUUGA